Emiliania huxleyi CCMP1516 is the source of this 747-nucleotide messenger RNA. RefSeq lists its product as hypothetical. Lineage: Eukaryota; Haptophyta; Isochrysidales; Noelaerhabdaceae. The transcript has 2 exons. The record is from RefSeq and is a predicted model, not a curated record. Bases 1 to 747 code for a protein of 248 amino acids.
AUGGGCGACAUCGUGCGCGCCGGCUGGGUCACCAAGGAGUCGCGGCACUGGGGACGGUGGCGGCUGCGCUGGCUCGAGCUGGUGUACGAGGAGGGGACGAGCGUUCCAAACCUGUGCUCCUACAAGGCGGCGCGCAUGCAGUGGCCGGAGGAGCCGCCCCGGCCGACUGAGCGGCUUCCUCUGGUGGGCGCGACGUGCUUCCCGUGCCCUGACGACGGCACCAUGGCCGCCGGUCGGCCGCACGCCUUCGCCCUCAACCUCCGCGGGCGAGACUUUGUAUUUGCGACCGAGACGGCCGACGAGGCGGUCGAGUGGGUGCGCUCGCUCUCGCUCGCCAUCGCGGAGCUCGCUCUGCGCCUCGGCGGCGUCGAGCCGUCGAGCAUGCUCGCGGGCGGCGUGCCUUCGCCAUACGAGCCCUUCAACGCCGCUGCAACCGCCGCCGCCGCCGCCGCCGCCGGUCUAAACAGCCGCUCCGCCGAGUCGGCGUCGGCGUCGGCGUCGUCCGUCUCUUCCGGAGCGUCGUCGCGCUCCUCGCGUGGCGCGCUGCGCACUGCCUCGUGCGCAGAGUCGCUGCGCGGUUCGGCGCCGUCGCGCGUGACCGACGGCGGCGCACCCGAGGCGCCGCCCCGCGCGGACGCUGCCGCCGCCGCCGCCGCCACCGCUAGCGCUGGCGCUGGCGCUGGCGCUGGCGCUGAUGGCGGUGGCGUUGGAAAAUCAAUUCGUGGAAUCCAGUUCGAGAUGCAGUGA